Molecule: messenger RNA, 5808 nt
Organism: Poecile atricapillus (Black-capped chickadee)
Lineage: Eukaryota; Metazoa; Chordata; Aves; Passeriformes; Paridae
Gene: ZBTB46
Product: zinc finger and BTB domain containing 46
Exons: 11
Coding region: 701-3103 (800 amino acids)
Biological process (GO): regulation of transcription by RNA polymerase II
Molecular function (GO): protein binding; RNA polymerase II cis-regulatory region sequence-specific DNA binding; DNA-binding transcription factor activity, RNA polymerase II-specific
Source: RefSeq, a predicted model, not a curated record
GGCGAGCGGGGGUCCCCAUGGCCACCCCCCCACACCUCGAGGGGCGGCGGGGAGCUCCCCGCUCUGCUCCCGCACCGCCGCCCCCGGUGUUAUCCCCGUUAUUAUCCCCCUUAUUAUCCCCGUUUUUAUCUUUAUCCCCGUUUUUAUCCCCGUUAUUCCCCCCUCUGCCCGCCCGCCGCGGGGGGAGCUCGGCCGGUCGCGCCCUGCCCGCCGAGGGGGGCACGGAGCCUUCUUUGGGACGCGAUGUCCUAUUUGGUGUGGGUGGAUGGCUUAACUUGCUGGUAAUUUCUGCUGCGUCAACACCCAGCUCAAGGGAGAGGAGAAGAGACAAGGGGGCAUUUUAACAGCAGCUCCACUUGCGGAUAGCCAGCCUCAAUCCCGGCUCCAGCAUUAAAACCCUUUCCGCCCCCUAAAAUCCAGCAUCCGUGCAAGUUGGACCAAGAGUUUGUCAGGAGUGUGGUUCAAAACUGCUUGGAAAAAGGGAUGAGGACAUCUGAUGAACUUUCUGGAGCUUCUUACCAGAGACCAUUUUCCUCUCUUCAUUGAAACAUGCACUGUCCAGCUGUGAAACAUUGCAAGGUUUAUUUUUGCUAACAGGAAACACUUUCAAGUAUCGUUCUGUCUUUCUCCUACAAGAGUUCACACCAGUGCUGUUGGAAGGUCACAAACAGGGCACUACCUGUGCUGCCCUGGGGUGUUGAUGUCCUCAGCUGUUAUAGGAGAAACACUAGACCUGGAACCCAGUUUGUUACUGGACUUGUGGAAGAGGAAACAUAAAGAUCUCCAAAUGAAUAACCGAAAGGAAGAUAUGGAAAUUGCUUCCCACUACCGUCACCUGCUGCGGGAGCUGAACGAGCAGAGGCAGCACGGGAUCCUCUGCGACGUCUGCAUCAUCGUGGAGGGCAAGAUCUUCAAGGCUCACAAAAACGUCCUCCUGGGGAGCAGCCGCUACUUCAAAACCCUCUACUGCCAGGUCCAGAAAACCUCUGACCAGGCCACAGUCACUCACCUGGACAUCGUCACUGCCCAGGGCUUUAAGGCAAUCAUUGACUUCAUGUAUUCCGCACACCUGGCGCUGACCAGCAGGAACGUCAUCGAGGUGAUGUCGGCUGCCAGCUACCUGCAGAUGACAGACAUCGUGCAGGCCUGUCACAACUUCAUCAAAGCAGCUCUGGACAUAAGCAUCAAGUCUGAUGCCUCGGAGGAUCUCGUUGAUUAUGAGCUGGGAGCCCCUUCCAGCAGCAGCACGGACGCUCUGAUUUCGGCAGUCGUGGCUGGCAGGAGUAUAUCCCCCUGGUUAGCUCGGAGAACGAGCCCGGCAAACUCCUCUGGGGACUCAGCCAUUGCCAGCUGCCACGAGGGAGGGAGCAGUUAUGGGAAAGAGGAUCAAGAACCAAAACCAGACAGCCACGAAGACAUUUCGUCCCAGUCUCUCUGGGCUAGUGACAUGGGCUAUGGGUCUUUGCGAAUCAAAGAGGAGCAGGUGUCACCGUCCCAUUACGGAGGGGGUGAGCUGCAUUCUGCCAAGGAUAGUGCAAUACAGAGUGGGUUCUCAGAGCAAGGAGUGGGGGAUGGCUGGCAGCCCACGGGCCGCAGGAAGAACAGGAAAAACAAAGAAACUGUGAGACAUAUUACACAGCAAGUGGAGGAUGACAGCAGGGCAAAUUCUCCCGUGCUGCCCCUUUUACCUGCCUCAGGAUGGCCGUACAGCAGUCGAGACCCAAGCGCUGAUGCGGCCGGGCCGGAGCCCAGCAGCUCGGACAGGGUGGAGCGGCCGGACCCCUACGGCACCGUGGAGGAAUCGCUGCUGCCAGGGGAGUCCAGCUACAUCCACCAGCCCCUGACCCCGGACAAGGAGGACGCGCUCCAGGCCGCCACGGUGGCCAACCUGCGCGCAGCUCUGAUGAGCAAGAACAGCUUGCUGUCGCUGAAAGCCGACAUGCUGGGCGAGGACAGCUCGCUGCUCUUCGAGUACCUCCCCAAAGGCACGCACUCGCUCUCCCGGCCUGGCACCAACUCGAAUCGUUCAAGGGGUGAAAGUGAUGGCAAAGUGGAAGCACCAUCUCCCCUGCUGCCUUCAGCACACCUUGCCACUCAGAGCCCCCCCAGGAUCUGCUCUUCUGGUGAAAUGUCACCAGAAGCUGGGAUAAAAGGAGAGGUGCCUUCCUCAACCCAGGCCACCUACGAUGGAUUUCUGGCACUUUGGCAGUUUGAUAAUUCUGACUCAGAUUCGAGUUUCCCGAGAUCUGAAGACACGGAUGUCGCCGCCGAUGGGGCAUUCCUGGAUUCAGCCCUGGCCAAGAGGCUGACCUGUGGCUUCUGCAGGAGGGUGUUCCAGUGUGCUGAGGAGCUGAAGGAGCACAUCCACGAGCACACCUUCUCCAUGCUCCUCCCGCUCGACGUGCUCGACUGCUCCCGGCCCGGCCUCGCCGACGGCGUUGCUGCCGGCCAGCUCGGCCGCUUCCAGUGCUCCAAGUGCCCCGCCAGCUUCACCCUGAAAUCCAACAUGGAUCGGCACGAGAAGACCGUCCACUUCCACUUCAACGAGUUCACAGUCAUCAGGAAGAAGUUCAAGUGCCCGUACUGCAGCUUUUCUGCCAUGCACCAGUGCAUCCUGAAGAGACACAUGCGGUCCCACACGGGAGAGAGGCCCUAUCCCUGCGAGAUCUGUGGGAAGAAGUUCACCCGCCGGGAGCACAUGAAGCGCCACACCUUGGUCCACAGCAAAGAUAAAAAAUACGUCUGCAAGGUUUGCAACCGGGUGUUCAUGUCGGCGGCCAGUGUGGGGAUCAAGCACGGCUCCCGCCGCCACGGCGUCUGCGCCGACUGCUCCGGCCGCGGCAUCGCCGGCCACCUGGACCACAACGGGGGAGAAGGGUCCCCAGACGAGUGUUACCCUGGGGAAGGGCAGUACAUGGAAGACCCAGAUGACAUCAAAGUGGAAGGAGAUGAAGAGAUGGGAGACGACGAUGACAUCAAGUGGAAGGAUGACGUGGGGAUGUCACAGGAUGAUGUGAUUUUAGAUGAUGACAAAGAUGUCGACUCCCCGCAGGAGCAGGACAACUCUGGGGAGAAUGACAAGGAUUUUACCUGGAUUUCUUAGGGAUUAUUUUUUGUUUGGUUUUUUUGUUUCACUCUGUUGUUUGUAGGGGGAGGGAGGGUGGGGAGGAAGGAAUAUGUUGGAAAAACUAAGUAGCCUUGUUGUCGUCCAUGUGUGCAAAAUAACUCUUGUGUUUUCUAAACAAGUCCUUCUCUGUUCCACUCAGACACUGUCUUAGCAGGGUCGCUUCCAGCGGCACAACUGACUUCGCCUUCCCCCUUUUCCCUUUCCCCCUGUGACCCCCUGCCCGUGGCCACCCCUUUGGCCAAGCCAGCCAGGCUUCCCAAGAGGGAGGUGGAGUCUCUGCAGGUGUGAGGAGGCUGGUGAAGCAUGAAUCCUCCUCCCCUUCCCACUCUGAACCAAGCACCAGGGAGGUCUUUGUGUCCAAAGCAGAUUUGUUGGUUGGUUGGGUUUUUUUAAUACCUUGUCUGUGCUAAAAUCCCAGCAACAGUGGAAUUUCAAGCUAAGGUUGUGAAAGCAGAUGGAUGGAUGUGUUGGAGGGCUUCCCCUGAUGAUACAGAUCUUUUUCAAAGUUAUUUAAAGAGUUUUAAUUAUUUUUUAUGGAGCCAAAUAGAUCAAAAGGCAAGUCAGAUUACAGCCUUAUGAAUACUUCUCUUGGAUUCUUAGCUUCCAAAAGAAUCAUCAUCAAAGACAGAUUGUGACUUCUCUUGGACCUACUGGCAUCUUACCCAGUCCUGUCUUCCAGCCUUGGUCAUCCACAGGCACCAAAACACAUUUGUGCUUCUGGAAGCACCUUUUGCUCAAGAGGACACGGUUCUGUACCUGUCAUUCUUCUCCACAAAUAUCUUCACUUUUCUCCCUUUGCUCAGCUGCCUUUUUCACAAAUAUAUGCAAACUGUAGCAAAACUGAGGCAUUUGGCCAGUGCAGGAUGAGCUGGGAAAGACAAGAAGCCGAGGUGAGGAGAUCCCAGCAAGGUGGAAUCUUGCUGCUCCCGUCCCAUGGACUUUCGUGGGGCCAGGAUUUCACCUGUUCUUCCUUGUUCUUCCUUGCCAAUCUCAACAUUCUCAUUGAUCAUGGGUAGGUCUAACACCUACUUAAUUCAUGACAAAACCCCUCAGCUUUAGUUGCACUGGUUCUGUGUAAAUUUUCCAAUAAACCAUUUUUUCUUUAAAUAAGAACCAGGUUUCUCUCCCAGUGUCUCCUCAGACUCUGUGGGGCUGUUCCAGAUAGUUGGAUUCUCCCUGUUCAUAUCGGCCACUGUUGCCUUCUUCCAGCUACACCUAAAUAACAACAGCAACAGCGUGUGUUGGAAUUGUCUUAUUCCUGAGAAACAGCUUGUUCUACCUUCACCUCUUUGCUUCUGGUGCUUUUUUAAACAAAAAAAAAAAGAAAAAGCCGAAGACCUCACUCCAUCCUUGCCAUCGAGCAAUUUUCUACGAUGUCUGUGACUGUGGUACCUUGAAACCUGCCACAAAAGACAACCCAUUGCCAGAAGCCAAAUGACUCAAGGUGCUAUUUUCCUUCCUGCAGGCCUGGUAGUCCGUGAGGAAAAGCAUGGUUCCACCCAGCAAGGGAAUUAAAAGUAUAUUGUACAAUAAACCCUCAUAAAGCAAAUAAUCUGAAAGGAUUUAAGCCACUCGGUGCCAGGAUUUUGUGGAGCGUGGUGGGAGCCUUGAUCCUGGCACCUGCAGGAGCUGGAUUCUCUCUCCAUUCCCUCCUUCCAGCUGCAUCCUGGGUUUAUGGCAUUCACUCCCUUUCUCUGCUCCUCAGUUCCUUGCAGACAUUCACCACCUCUCCACAUCCAUCACCCUGGUUCCCUGUUGCUUCCAUUGGGAGCCUCCAAGCUCCUGCCCUGUCAAUUUGGGGGUCUCAGUGAUGUGGGAACACAGAUCUUUCCUAAAUCCCUCAGUGUGGCUCAGUGGGGCCACACCAGCCCUGCUGCUGCUGCCCUUUGGACUGGAGGGGAUGGUGACUCUUGUUGCCUUAGGCUGUGAGCAUGGAAAACCCUCUUCCUUAAAUAGGGGAAGAGCAGAGCGGGUCAUGCAGGAACAAUUUUAUUAACUUGUAAAAAUCUCAUUUUGCAUUUUAGCUUCUUUUCUUUCUCCUCCCCUAUUUAAAAAGCUGUAAAAACCCACCCAGUAUGUCACAAUUGGACCUUUAUAUACCCUUUUCCAGUGGUUUUUGGGGGUCCCAGAGUGAGGAGGCUGCUCCCUUAUCCCGAUUUUGGACCCCCCAGAGUAUGGGCUCUCUAUUUAUUGUCAUUUACCCUGUAAAUAUGGAGGGGUUAGGGGGUGCCUGAAGUCCUGAAUGUGCAGCCUCACCUGUUGCAUGUAGACAAAUACAUACAGUACUUAAAGAUUUGUCUUUAGCUUUGCUUUUUAUAUGUAAAAAUCUAUUUAAAAGAGAAUUUGAAAGCCCAAACAGUUCAAACCCCUGGGUUUGUGUCACAUUCCGACAGCCCAUGCCCUCCAAUGCUGGUGUGUGCAUCCACCUUCUGAGGAGGAGCAGAUGUGGGCCAAGCCCUCCUCUUCCUCCCUGCCCUUGGGUGACUCAAUUUUGUCAUCAGCGUUACCCAGUGCUGAGCUUUCUUCACAAUUCCCUUGGAAAUAUUUUAUUCUUUUCUUUCCUUGUUUUUAUUAAAGGUGGGCAGAGAGCCAGGUAGCACUCAGGAGUGUUUCCAAAUUGUGUCACUUUGAGGCUCUUUGAACUGAGGAUGCAAAAAAUAAAGAAAAAAAAAAAAUAAAAA